GGUGAAGAUAGGACUGCACAGAAGCAGCAGAACCCGAUAGCAGCGAAAAACGUGAGCACUGUCGAUAUAUCGGUUAUGAAGUCAAUUCAUGCAGAAGACGGGGGUAUUGUCGUCACAAGGGGUCACAUUUGGGUGUGAGAAUUUGAAGGGAAUUUCUGAGGCCUCUUUGAUACAUCCAUACACGCAGAUACACCCUUUCUACAUUACAUUAACGCUAUAACCAUCUCCUUUAAGACUCGAGACCCCCCCCCCCCCAUGACUGCCGUGGAGUCGGGGUGUUUUUGCAUGACGAGGUGUUCCGGACAGGUGGUCCAUGGUACAGGGACUGUGGUCUUGUGCCACAUCUGAAUCGAGCCGCGAGUCAGCGAUGGCUAUGGGUCUGUCGUCGAAAAACGCAUCUUCUCGGAGCGUCGCCGUGGAACGUAAAAAUCUCCUCACAGUUUGCAGGUUCUCUGUGAAGACGCUGUUGGAGAAGUACUCCGCCGAGCCCAUCGACGACUCGUCCGAGGAGUUCGUCAAUUUCGCCGCCAUCUUGGAGCAUGUCCUUAGCCACCGUUUCAAAGGUCCUGGGAUAUGGUUUGGCUACGACGGUCAGCGCAGCUUCUGGGACUACAUCCGCCUGGCCUGCGACAAGGUGCAGAACAACUGCAUCGGCAGCAUCGAGAACAUGGAGAACAUCGGCACGUCGCGCGCCAAGGGCCGAGCUUGGGUUCGAGUGGCUCUGAUGGAGAAGCGGCUGUCUGAAUAUAUCGCAGCAGCCCUGAGGGACUCGCAAACGACCAGAAGGUUCUAUGAUGAUGGUGCCAUCAUGCUUCGGGAAGAGGCCACCGUGCUCACUGGCAUGCUGAUCGGCCUCAGUGCCAUAGACUUCAGCUUCUGUCUGAAAGGGGAAGGGCUGGAUGGAAACUCUGUGACAACGAUUGACUACACACCCUAUCUGAAGUCCACACAGAGCUACGAGUACCUGAGCGAUGAAGAAGACAGGUGUAGCGUGGGGAGCGGUGCCAGUGACGACAGCGUCUCCGAGCACCCCUACAUCCCCCUGGUCACCCUCGAGGAGAGCUGGAGCAGCAGGUGCCGCAAGAUGGAGCAGAGGUUCAAGAUCGUCUACGCCCAAAAGGGUUACCUGGAGGAGCUGGUGCGACUGCGGGAGUCUCAGCUGAAGAAGCUGGAGAAGGAGAGCAGGCGUCUGGGCGAGCAGCUGGAGGAGCUCCAGGGGCAGAGCGUGCAGCAGAAGCAGGAGCUGGAGAGCGUGGUGCUGGAGCUGCAGGCACAGCUACUCGCUCUCUCUCAGCGCGCCUGCUCCCCGCUUCUGCCCCCUACUGUGGAGAGGGACGCAGCUUUAAGCAAGUGGGCUGAUUCGCUGACGCAUCCCAGGGCUGCUGUAAUCACCCGUGACACUAACCACCUUGCCAAGGAACUGCCCAUUCCCCUGGUCAACCAGUGGUCCUCACUCCAAACCUUCAACGACCACAAAGACGUCAAGAACUUCCGCAGAAGGAGUUUCCACGGUCUGAAGCUGAGCUCCACAGAGGCCACUAGUCGGUCUGACUCACAGAAAACAGAGAGGCCGAGUGGAGGCUCCUGGAGCCAGCCCGCCUCCCUCCCUCCCCAGAUGCACCUCCCUGGCCGGCCUUAAGUCCAGCCAAGAUCUGCCUCCCUUCUCUUCUGGCAAAGAGGUGCCACAACCUAGCCCUGAGGGAGUGCCGAGUCCUGGCCAACAACCUGCCGUUGAUGCCCCCGCCUGUAUUCAGUCAACUGCCAAUCCCAGACACUAUGCACUCAUGUGCCUAACAGGCUAUGGUGCCAACAAAUGAUCGUGCCAGCUAGCCUUUCUUUUGGGAUGCUGCCCAUGUGAUUGUGGUGGGGGGGGGGGGGGGGGGGGGGGAGGACUGAAUGACAGCUCGACAACAAUUCCUUCCACCAAUUUCCAUUCCGGAUCAUUCUCUGGCAGGAAUCCCACUGGCCGUCAAGAAUAUUUGCAGGUCGAAAAGUCAGCAGAGGUAUAAAAAACCACCAUCUUGAGGUAUACAAGACCACCAUUUUGAGGUAUACAAAACCACCAUCUUGUUUUCCCACAGUCCCAAUCGCAAUCUUUUCAUCUGCACUUGUAAUAUCUCUCUCCAGAGGCUGAAUUGAUCUUCCGUCGUCCGUAAGGCACGUCUAACAGGGCAAAUGUGGUCGUGCCCGUGUCCAAGUGCAUGAAGGAGUAACAGAGAGGCCGCUGUUCAGUUUUUAAACGGAAGCUCGUUUUUAAGAACCCGUGUUCCUGUUAAAAAGGUGUAUACGUGUGGGAGACCUUGUGCAUCUGUAGACACAAUCUCUGGGAAUUGUGUUGUCAUUUAUGGUUUCCAGUUACAGCUUCAGUGUGUCUCAACACCAGUUUCUAUGCAUUUUCUAUGCUUGUGCACUCUGCGCAUUUUUGUCUGUUUGGAAAACUGACAAAGCUCUCACAAUAAAACUGUCAUCCUUUGUGAAAUCAUUA
Messenger RNA from Anguilla anguilla (European eel), 2485 nucleotides. Its product is annotated as RUN domain-containing protein 3A-like. Gene Ontology annotation, cellular component: cytosol. Lineage: Eukaryota; Metazoa; Chordata; Actinopteri; Anguilliformes; Anguillidae. Bases 314 to 1639 code for a protein of 441 amino acids. The record is from RefSeq and is a predicted model, not a curated record. The transcript has 12 exons.